Messenger RNA from Rhinocladiella mackenziei CBS 650.93, 1335 nucleotides. RefSeq lists its product as uncharacterized. Gene Ontology annotation, biological process: transmembrane transport. Bases 1 to 1335 code for a protein of 444 amino acids. Gene Ontology annotation, cellular component: fungal-type vacuole membrane. The transcript has a single exon. The record is from RefSeq and is a predicted model, not a curated record. NCBI's taxonomy places the organism in Eukaryota, Fungi, Ascomycota, Eurotiomycetes, Chaetothyriales, Herpotrichiellaceae. Gene Ontology annotation, molecular function: transmembrane transporter activity.
AUGUCUACAAUAAACACAGCAGAACUCUCGCCUUCCGUUAAUACAAAUCGGCGCUUCGAAGUCCUCGAGUUCGAUGCUGGCGAUAUCACCUCGAUUCAGGCCUCCAGACUCUCACCGACAGACGGUGGUCCCGCAGCGUGGCGGCUCUUAAUCGUAGCAUUCGUCUUUGAAGCUCUCCUCUGGGGCUUUCCACUCUCCUUCGGCGUCUUCCAGGACUAUUACUCCAGCCUCCCCGAAUUCAAGGACAAUCAUUAUACCUCUGUGAUUGGCACGACCGCAUCAGGCAUCUCGUAUCUCGGAGCCCCUCUAGCUUUGCCGCUGGUGAGGCGUUGGUCAAACUACCGGACGCAGAUGAUAUUGGUGGGGUGGCCGCUGUGCAUUGUUGGGUUGAUUUCGGGAAGCUUUGCGGAUCGGUUGGCAACUCUUAUCCUGACGCAGGGAGUCAUGUACGGCAUAGGUUUCAUCACUUUUUACUAUCCGAUAUUGACGAUGGUGGAUGAAUUCUGGGUGAGAAGGAGGGGAAUGGCGUACGGGCUCUUGUGCGCCGCAUCCGGGGCAUCGGGUGCCGUGAUGCCAUUGAUACUGCAGGCGCUGUUGACCAGAUUUGGGUACCGGACCACACUCAGGGCUGUUGCCGUGGCGCUGGUGGGACUGACGGGACCUUUGAUACCUUUGCUUCGGGGCCGCCUUGGACGACAAUCCAAUGCGAGCCUCCGGACGAGUUGGAGAUUCCUGAAGAACCGAUUGUUCUGGAUCUACAGCAUGAGCAACCUCUUGAUGGGCCUGGCCUAUUUUUUCCCUUCGCUUUAUCUCCCAUCUUACGCAACGGCGGCGGGCCUAACUGUAUCAGAUGGAGCAUCACUGCUCACAGUCAUGAGCGUUUCACAAGUCGGGGGACAGUUCACCUUUGGCUAUCUUUCCGACAAAAAAUUGUCGGUGAAUGCUCUUAUGACGGUCUCCCUCACCGUCGCGGCUAUUGCGACAUUCAGUACUUGGGGUGCUGCGCGCUCGUUACCUCCCCUGAUCAUCUUUACCCUGUUGUAUGGCUUCUUUGGCGCAGGAUAUACAGCCAUGUGGGCGAGGAUGGUCACUGCAGUUGACGAGGAACCCUCCGCCUCUCCAGCCAUGUACAGCCUCUUCUGCUUCGGGAAAGGCAUCGGGAAUGUGCUGGCUGGUCCGAUCAGCGCCAGCUUAUUAAGAAUGUCGUCUGGCAGGGCUGGAUAUGGGCAGGGAAUGUACAAAUCGGUCGUGAUUUUCACUGGAAUUUGUCUGCUUCUCAGCGCCGGUAGCUUAAUUGCAACUCAGUGCAAUUGGAGGAAACAGCAGACAACGUAG